AUGCCGAGCGCUUCCUUCUCCUCGUCCCGAUCAUAUGUCCGGCGUUCCCGGCGAAAGGGCAACCGUAUUCCGCUGCCAUCGAGAACUUCUGCGCUCUGCGAACCACCAGGACAGAACAUUCCAGCGCCAAACGUUGGUGCAGCCUUGUCAACGAAUGGUGGCGGCAGUGGUGGAGCCAACGGAGGAGGACCAGCCGUAACGGCGGCAGCACCACCAACCGGACCCGGUGCGGCUUCCUCCACCAACUCCACAAACAACAGCACCACUAGCUCGUCCACCUCGAUCGCUCCUUCCACCUCAUCGUGCGCCUCGACGUCCUCGUCCUCGUCAACGCCGUCAUCGUCCUCAACCACGUCCUCAACGGCACUAGCAACAAGUAGUUCAUCCACAAUCGCCGGCCUAACAGCUGCCGCGUCAUCGACCACUUCCUUGGUGCCACCGGGCGUGUCAACCACCGCCGCCGGGUUGGUCAACUUUAGUGGUUCGUACGGCAGCACGAGCGCGACAAAUAUCAACAUCGACGGAUCACCAUCGCCAAUGGCGUGUGGAGGAGGAGGCGGUGGCGGUGGUGGUUCAAGCGGUUCCUCCGGGACAUCCGCAACGAGCACGUCUUCGCAGUGCAUCUCGGCGAUAUCGGCCUCGCUGUAUUCGUUCGGAGGCAGCACCUCGUCGGCGGGUGCCGGAUCAUUCGGUGGAUCCGGAUCCUGCGCAUCCGCCGGUGCAACGUCCUCGUCCGGUACGGCGACGACGGGUGGCGCAGCAGCAGGAAGCGGUUCGUCUCCCACCGGGCUGGCCGGUCCGGUUUCCUCGGUCACGCUGUCCGAGGUGAAGCAGAGCUCCAAUUCGCCAUAUGAUCUGCGCAAAAAGUCACCUCUCACGGCACACGACUCGACGAAUGCCAGCAGUGCCGGUGCUGGUGGUGGAGGAGGAAGUGGAGGUGGUGGAGGAGGAGGAGGAGGAGGAGGAGGAGGAGGAGGAGGAGGAGGGUGGUUGACGAGUGGAGGCGGAAACGCACCUUCAACAACGGCGUCUUCCUCGACUUCAACGAGCGUGGUGGCGGGCAACUCCCUGGCCGGAUGUUCGUCUUCCGGUGGUAACGGAUCCGGCGGACUACUGUCCUCCACGAUCGGAGCACUCAUCGAUCUGGGAUCCUUACCCACUCUAUCCAGUAGUAUUAACGCUAACACGAGCUGCGGCCAGGGCAACGUAAGUGGCGGCACUAGCAGCAACAACACCGGUGCCGGAAGCGGCAGUAAUCUUCUUCACCACAAUCACCUGCACCAAUCGCACCAGUACCAAUCGUCGGUCGGGUAUGACCCAAAUGCGGCCGCUUACAUGCUUCCGGCGCGCAAGCGCCCACGGCGUACUUACUCCACCAGCAACGAGGUCGGAACAUCCAUGGCGGCCACAAUGCCACAGCAACCCACGGCCGCUGCAGCCGCUCUGCUCGCAGCCACCGGCGGUGGCUCACCGACUUCAUCCUCCGUGGCAUGCCGACCAGCCGCAACGGCCGCCGUAGUGGCGCUCACAUCACCGGCCACUCCGUCACCACCGAUGGCGACGGCUUCGGUAGCCAUGGCCGGGACGAUGUGUAUGCAAUCGGCCGCCCACUACCUGCAGUACGAGAUGCCGGACGAGGUGCUGCUGACGAUCUUUUCCUACCUGUACGAGCAGGAUCUCUGCAGGGUGGCACUGGUCUGCAAGCGCUUCCAGACGAUCGCCAACGACAAGGAGCUGUGGAAGCGGCUCUACCAGAACGUGUACGAGUACGAUCUGCCGCUGUUCAACCCGGAACCGUGGAAGUUCCUGUUCGUGAAGCCGGACGAGGCCGAGUACGCGAACCCGUGGAAGGAAAGCUUCCGGCAGCUGUACCGGGGCAUACACGUGCGGCCGGGCUACCAGGACCGACGGUACCAGGGCCGUACGAUUGCGUACUUCAACACGGUCCAGGGGGCGCUAGAUUAUGCCGACGAAAAGAACUCGGUUGGGAACAAUCCGGCGACCGCAUCUGGCCCGGCCGGUUCGACGGGCAACACAGGUGGAGUAACCAUCGGUGGAGCGGGUGGUGGUCCUGCCAGCGGGAACGGUCUGGGUGGUAACAAUAGCAAUAGUAACAACGGCGGCGGCGGUGAUGACCUCGGUGGAGCAGGUGGCGCAGGGGGCGCAGGAUCCGAUUUGAUCGUGAGCGGUAGCUUAAUAUUCCUGCACAGCGGCACGUAUAGGGGGGAGUUUUUGGUGAUCGAUUCGGAUGUCGCACUGAUUGGGGCAGCCCCGGGUAACGUGGCCGAAUCGAUCAUCCUCGAGCGGGAAUCGGAAUCGACGGUGAUGUUUGUCGAGGGUGCGAAACACGCGUACGUUGGUCACAUGACGCUAAAGUUCUCGCCGGAUGUGACGUCGACGGUACCGCACCAUAAGCACUACUGUCUCGAGGUGAGCGAAAACUGCAGCCCCACCAUCGAUCACUGCAUCAUCAGGAGUACUUCCGUUGUUGGAGCGGCCGUUUGCGUGAGUGGUGUCGGUGCCAACCCGCUGAUCAAGUACUGCGACAUCAGCGACUGCGAGAACGUCGGCCUGUACGUGACGGAUUAUGCGCAAGGCACGUACGAGCACAACGAGAUUAGCCGGAACGCGUUAGCCGGCAUUUGGGUGAAGAAUUACGCUAGUCCAAUCAUGCGCGAAAACCACAUCCACCACGGGCGUGACGUAGGCAUCUUUACAUUCGACAAUGGCAUGGGUUACUUCGAGAAGAACGACAUCCACAACAACCGAAUAGCGGGCUUCGAAGUGAAAGCGGGCGCCAAUCCAACUGUGGUCAAGUGUGAAAUACACCACGGCCAGACGGGUGGCAUUUACGUGCACGAGAAUGGACUGGGCCAGUUCAUAGAGAAUAAAAUCCAUUCCAACAACUUCGCGGGUGUGUGGAUCACGUCGAAUAGUAAUCCCACGAUCAGGAAGAAUGAAAUCUACAACGGCCACCAGGGAGGUGUGUACAUCUUUGGUGAGGGUCGAGGCUUGAUCGAGCACAACAACAUCUAUGGGAAUGCGUUGGCCGGGAUCCAGAUACGCACGACCAGCGAUCCGAUUGUGCGCCACAAUAAGAUCCACCACGGGCAGCAUGGUGGCAUUUACGUGCACGAGAAGGGCCAGGGUUUGAUCGAGGAGAACGAGGUGUACGCCAACACGCUGGCCGGUGUGUGGAUCACGACGGGUAGCACACCGGUGUUGCGGCGGAACCGUAUCCAUUCGGGCAAGCAGGUCGGCGUGUACUUCUACGAUAACGGGCACGGUAAGCUCGAGGACAACGACAUCUUUAACCAUCUGUACUCGGGCGUGCAGAUACGCACCGGAAGCAACCCGGUGAUACGGGGCAACAAGAUCUGGGGUGGCCAGAAUGGUGGCGUGUUGGUGUACAACGGUGGACUCGGGUUGCUGGAGCAGAACGAGAUUUUCGACAAUGCGAUGGCGGGCGUGUGGAUCAAGACGGACUCGAAUCCGACACUGCGGCGGAACAAAAUCUACGACGGCCGGGACGGUGGCAUCUGUAUCUUUAACAGUGGCAAGGGUAUCCUCGAGGAGAACGACAUCUUCCGCAACACGCAGGCGGGAGUGUUGAUCUCGACCCAGAGCCACCCGGUGCUAAAGCGUAACCGGAUCUUCGAUGGUCUUGCGGCCGGUGUGGAGAUAACAAACAAUGCGACCGCCACGCUGGAGUACAACCAGAUCUUCAACAACAAGUUCGGUGGCCUGUGCUUGGCCAGCGGCGUCCAGCCCAUCGUGGGUGGGAACAAGAUCUUCAACAAUCAGGACGAGGUGGAGAAGGCCGUGUCGGGUGGGCAGUGUUUGUACAAAAUCUCGUCGUACACCUCGUUCCCGAUGCAUGAUUUCUAUCGCUGCCAUACGUGCAAUACCACCGAUCGAAAUGCAAUCUGUGUGAAUUGCAUCAAAACGUGCCACUCUGGUCAUGACGUCGAGUUUAUUCGCCAUGACAGAUUUUUCUGUGACUGCGGUGCCGGUACGCUAACAAACCAGUGCCAGCUCCAGGGCGAACCUACGCAGGACACCGACACCCUGUACGACUCGGCAGCUCCGAUGGAAUCGCACACACUGAUGGUAAACUAG
Messenger RNA from Anopheles nili, 4119 nucleotides. It is a transcript of the gene FBXO11, whose product is annotated as F-box only protein 11. The transcript is spliced from 6 exons. Gene Ontology annotation, biological process: regulation of apoptotic process; ubiquitin-dependent protein catabolic process; protein ubiquitination. NCBI's taxonomy places the organism in Eukaryota, Metazoa, Arthropoda, Insecta, Diptera, Culicidae. Bases 1 to 4119 code for a protein of 1372 amino acids. Gene Ontology annotation, molecular function: protein binding; zinc ion binding. The record is from RefSeq and is a predicted model, not a curated record.